CACGGCUAGUGACGUCAGACUGAACAAUCGGAUUGAAAUCCUGCAGCAAGACCUUAAGAGAAUUAUGUAUAAACAAAUGUCCACAAACCUCAGUGAACUGAAGCAAUGUUGUACACAACAGUGGACCAAAAUUAGCUAACUAGCUAUAGUCAUGUGACCUUUGAUGUGACCCGAUAAUGAAGUGAGAGACUGAUAAAGUCAUACUGAAAAUUAUUAUUUUAAGUCAUUAAAGGGUUCUGUGAAAACUUUCUUUUCCAUAUGACUGACAAAAAGUGGGAUAAUUCAUACCAACAUACCUAGUCAACAUGGAAAAGCUCCCAAAUGUGCCUGUCGAGUAGCCUCCUGUUUUCAUGUUUUUAUAUCAGUUUAGUUCUCGGGACAUUGCAACAAAAGAAACUUAUCUCAUAUUCAUAACAUGAGGUGAUGACUGAUAACCAAUGUUUUUAACAACUAGCAUUAUAAAAAUGGCAUCUCAAGAUUGGGAUAUGCGUAAAAGUUUAACAUUUUGGCCUUACAAAGGUGUCACUGACUGGGUUUUGGAUGCUUUUGAAAAGAUGCACGUUAGGUCUUCAGACUGUUACACUCUGAUUUAACUUCAGAUUAGAUAAUGAGGUAAUUGUGUCACUUGAUUUAACAAGAGACCAAUCUAACACAUAAACUCAUUUACAGAGAUCUCAUUCAGCACACAGUAACGAGCUGACAGUAGUUAAAAUAACGGGACUUUUUUCUAAUGUUGUUUGCUUGAGUAAUGAAACUUCAUUGGCCCACUUGCUGAAUCCCUGUAGAAUUCUCGAUAAAAGCUGAUCCCCUAAGCAAACAGCUUAUCUUACCUUUAGCAUUGUUUGUUUUCGGGUAAAUCUGAUUGUUCGCUGAGUGAAUGGAACAGUUUGGUUAAAAAUAGGUGGACCUAUUUUUUGCAGCGUUAUGGCGCCGCCUCCGUUCUAUGCGUAAAGACGCCUUAAGAAGUGGCAAAGCAACUGAUAAUCUAGACAGGAGACGCAUGAGCACGGCUAUUCGUUGAUGGCAAAGAGAUAGACGAAACCUGAGCUUGUUUUCCUCCCGACGUUUUUUCCUUCUUUAUUUCUUUUUUUAAUAUUAAAUUUCCUUCGUGUAGUUUUUCCUUCACGCGAUCUAAUCGCAAACAAGUUUUUAGCUUGUGGUGAAAUGGUUCGUAUCUCCGGGAGUCGGAGUUUAUUAAUGGGAUUUCUUUCACUCCUGCAUCACCCGAGGACAGCUGGACAGUGAGCCGGAGGGCGUCUGGAGGCUGGAUGGACAACAUGUCUCCACAGCAGCAACAGGACAGCCUCAGCCGAGGCGGCGCGCAGCAGGAACACAAACGGCGCACAAAGUCUCAGAGUUACCGGCGUCAGUCCGCCCCAUCUCUGGUCAUCACCAAGGCUCUGACCAGGUCCAAGACUCUCUCCAGGAUUUCCUGCGCAGCAUCCCGGGCAGCUUGUUGAGCUGUGAGCUCCAUGAAGACUGGAUGGAGGUGCUGGAAGAAGAGGAGGAGGAGGAGGAGCAGGUGCAAGAUGUACAGAGGAUGAUUUGCCGGCUGCCCAAAGAGAACGCACUCCUGCUACGCUACCUGCUGGCUGUUCUUCAUGGUAUCCAAGGCAAUGCCCAGGAGAACCAAAUGACUACUUUUAAUCUGUCAGUGUGCAUUGCUCCCAGCAUGCUCUGGCCACCUGGAGUGCCGUGUAGCCCUGAGGUGGAGGGAGAAGGAACCAAGAAGGUUUGUGAGUUGGUGAAGUUCAUGAUUGAACACUGUCAGGAGAUUCUCAGAGAGGAUCCCUCCUCCCUGUUCGGAGGGCCUCCACAGAGACUCAACAGUGAGGAGAUGGGAACAGAAUCCUGGAUUUACCCUCUGACCGAUUCAUCCUAUGACAGUCUCGAGAAUGAGUUAGACAACAGCAGUGGUGGCUCACCAGGCCUUUGCAACAGAAGGUGCCUCCAGCCUAAACCCCUCCAAGGGAGCUUGGACUCCAUCCUCACAUUCAGUGAUUACGACCAGGAUACUGCACCAGAACCAGGUCUCAAUCCACUGGGAAGACACAGAAGACAGGAACUAGACCUCUCCAGCCCCAGGCAGGAUGCACCAACUGUGGACACCUCUUCCACCCUGGAGUCGCUGUCCCUAGAGGGUCGGAACAUGCAGAGGCGGCGUUCAGAGCCAGCUAUAGCAUAUGUGGCCAAGUUUCGGCCAUGCGCAUCAGCCAGCACAGAUGGUGUCACUGGUGAGGAUGAAGACGGUGAGGAAGAGCUUUCCAAGGAGCCUAGCAACCACACAGUCACCAGAAUGCACUCCAGAGUUCAAAAUAGGAGGUAUGGAGGUGAGUCUGGGUUGGAAGCCAGCUCCUCCAGCCUCUCAUCCACCCCCACCUCCCCUGCACCAACCCGCUCCUCCCCUGAUUCUCUAGACUCCCUAAGUGGUGACCAGACCUGGGCAACCAGAAGGGGCCUUUACCCAAAAAAGACGUAUCUGCCAUCCAACUCCUCCUCUGGAUCUCUUUCCACCUCUGUCCCUUCUACACCCCUCACCAUCAGCUCUGUACUGGCCUCCACUGAACAUGCAGAGCAGGAGAUUUGCCCCAAAAAUUCCCCACCCAAAGAACCCGUCAGCUGGGGGACAUUAAUGGGCUGUAGGGGUCUCCACCCAAAUUCAUGGCUGAAGAAAGACCGGAGACUUUCACUCACCCAACAAGACAACUUGGAGAAGCAAGAAGAGGACAAGACUGCAGUAAGUGAAGCAGUGGGAGGGCCUUCUGAUAAGUCGCUCACACCUGGGAAACCAGAAAAAGGAAAAGCAGGUGAGAAAGGAGCUGCAAACCUGAUCUCAGGCAGCCAAACCAAACCCAGAACAUCCUGUAGACCUCCCAAAGAUGCAGGUGGAGCAGGAGGGAGCCAUGUGAAGGGAAAAGCAGGGCUCCUCAAGCAGGACUCCUCCAGUCCCCCUUCACACUAUCACUCUACAGGAAACCUCCAGUUCCCUAAAUCUGCCUGGUUCCAUUCCCCAGAGGCCCCAAUAACUUUAAGACAGAAAAAUCCCAGGAGUGAUACCAGCGCCCAGAAGUGUGCUGUGCAAAGUGAUGAGACUGAACAGAAGCAGCCAUUGCCGUCUGUGUUUUACAAGCACGGGGGGCCAUCACUGUCCCUAUUCAAGCGACCCAAGUCUCAAUCCACAGAGCAGGACCACAACGCCCGGCUAUAUCAGCGCCGCGGCUCCGAACCGGGACGUCAAGUUGUGGACCGAGCCGCCACCUUCACCCGGGCAAGGUUGCCCAGUGACCCGGGGUUGAAAGUGUCCGGGGUGGAUUCACAAGGAGGCACAUCAGAGGCCCGUUACUGCCUCUCCCCCUGUGCCACCAAAGCAGUGCGGGACUACUUCUCCUCUCACCCCCAAAGCAAUCCCCAGAGCAGCCACCAGGUGGCGCUUGCCCUGGUGGAGAGCCGCAGGGAGUGGGUGAAGAGAUGCAGCGAUCCCACAGCAGAGCCAGACUUUGACCAGCUCCUGUUUGCUGAGGAAUCCUACGUUUGAUGAGUUGGUGAAAACAAACUGAAGUACAGCAUCGCUCCAACAAGUGGAACAAACAGAGCAUUUCAGUUUCAGCACAGUGGUCGUAUCAUAACCUUAAAAUGAACUCCGUCAUCACACACUAAGGCUUUGGUGUCACUGGGAGCAUUUUGCUAUCUGGAACACCACAUGAAAUGUAAUCUGUUGGCUAAGGUGGACAUGGAGCAAAAAGUAAAAGUGUGUUUGAGUUUAUGCUUAGUGCUUAAUGCCAAUAAAGUAAAGUGAAUCUCCCCCUAACCCUUUGCUUAAAUGUCCUAAAGGCUGGGUUUACACAUGCAAAAAGUGUUCUAAUGUAUAACCAAUAAGCUCAAAUAACAUUCAUUCUGAUCAAAGCAGAAAAAUUUGUCUUGAUUUUUUUUUUUUUUUCCAAUGUACAUCAGGCCAAAGUUAAAACCUGCCAAUCUAAAACACACCUGGCAUUGCCUUCUUCAUAAUGAACAAAGACUCACUCAGAGAAAUGCCUUCUGGUUAACUGCAGCUCAGAAAAACUGUGUUGUUUUGGUUCAAGUCCCACCCAAGCAGGCUAAACAGAUUAUGGGCAACAUGCAGUGUUUGGUAUCACAUGUUACUUCAACCACAGUUUUGCAGAAAGCAGGUGGUACAAUCAUGAUUUAUUGAAAUUAAUAGUCAUAUUAUAAAUAGUGUAAAUGCAGCCUGGGUACACACUGUGACUUUGCCUCUACGUUUUAAUAGUCUGGUUCUGAACUACAGCUCAGUCUGUGUGUUGAUCGGUAGUUUGGCUUCAGCUCAGUUGUUUACAAUACUCAGAAGUAUCGUAAAUGUGUAGGUAGACUAGUUUGUGACAUGUUGUUGGAAAGGUAUAAAAGCAUGACAUCAUUCAGUAUAUUUAAACAAACCGUACGUGUAUAUCCUGUAUAUGUGAAGAAUGCUCCCCAGAAAUCAAGCAUUGCUCGGGAUCAUGUCGACUGUUAGCAGCUUAACUAUUUUCCAGCGUUAAUGCUUUUUAGUGAACAGAUUUAGUGUUUGGAUAAAUAUUAACAUGGAGACGUUUCUGAUUACAGUCAGCUGAGCAGUUCAUGUCAAAUGCUUCUUGGCAUUAACACUCACAUCAGCCUGCUGUGAUACUGAUGACUGCAGCAGCAACAUUUAGAGCUUCUUUUGUUUUUGUUGCCAACAAUGCUGUUCACAUAAGCCUGUACUGAUUGAAAUUAAUCAUAUGUUUUAUGAGCUUUACAUCUUAUGCAGCUUAAAACACCGAAACAGGCCACAGGACUGUUGCUUCCUAAUAUUGUCUACUGCCUCCUUGUUAUAUAUGUACAUGUAUUUAUACGCUGUCACUAUACUUUUGCAUAUGCAAAUAAAAUGAGCUGAAAUUAA
Messenger RNA from Haplochromis burtoni (Burton's mouthbrooder), 4909 nucleotides. Its product is annotated as rho GTPase-activating protein 20. Lineage: Eukaryota; Metazoa; Chordata; Actinopteri; Cichliformes; Cichlidae. Gene Ontology annotation, biological process: signal transduction; regulation of Rho protein signal transduction. Gene Ontology annotation, molecular function: GTPase activator activity. The record is from RefSeq and is a predicted model, not a curated record.